CAACAGGCAUCUUUCUUCGCCUGCUCUCUCUCUAUCUCGAUAACAGAAGUAGUUCUCUUCUGGACUCUCAAGUCUCACCCACUCUUUGCCUCUAUCAGUGAUACCAGUAUAAAUACCCACCGCUAGAUUGAAGCAAGCAAGAGUAGAGUGGUGCCAAAGAGCCAAAAUCUCAGAGGAUUUUCUCCCAACAAGAACCCCUUCUUGCAUUAGCUACAAUAAAGCCAGCCAUGGAGGUGAAGCAUCAGGGAAGCACGUUGGUGAUGCCGGAGAAGCGCACCAGCCGGAAGAUCCCACUCAACAUCUUCGACAGGAAGGCCUCAGAGCUCCACAUCUGCGUCCUCUUCGUGUACGACAACCCCGGAACCUCCCCCAACUCCGGCAUCAUCCUCGGCCUCUCCAAGGCCCUCUCAUACUACCCCCAGCUCGCCGGCCACCUCUCCGGCGGACACAUCGUCAUCGACGACAACUCCGGCGUCCCCGUCUUCGAGACGACGGUGGCCCGUAAGCUCGAGGACUUCCUCCCGCUGGAGCCCUGCCCUUCGCUCUGCGACCUGCACCCGCCGCCGGCGGCCUCGAAUCCCAUGCUCAUGGUGCAGCUCAACCGGUUCGAGUGCGGGGGGCUGGUGAUCGGCAUCUGCGCCAGCCACUGGAUGGCGGACGGGCAGUCCAUGAGCAACUUCUUCCUGUCCUGGUCUCAGCUGGUGAGGUCGCCGGAGAUGGAACUGGAGCACCCGCCGGUCCACGACCAGGAGUUCUUCCUUGUCCCCAGGAACCCGCCGGUCUGCAGCUAUCCGCACGAGCGGAUUGAGUUCUCAGACGCCCCCCUGGUGGGGGACAACGGGGACGUAAACACCAUGGACAACCUCAUCGUCAACUACUCGUGGGAGUUCAUAAGCGAGCUCAAGGAGAGGGCUUCUUCCGCCACGGCCACCAGGCCGGCCGUGCUCAAGCCCAGCACCUUCGCCUGCCUCCUCUCCCACGUCUGGAGAAAGGUCAGCAUCGCUCGCGGUCUGCGCGACGACGAGGUCACGCGCUUGAGGCUGCUGGUGAACGGCAGACCCCGGCUUGGUAUCCCCUCCGAGUACUUUGGGAACCUUGUGCUUGACGCGUACCCGUCCACCAGGGUGAAGGAGCUCCUCAAGGAGGGAGUUGGCUAUGGUGCAAGAUUGAUCAAGGACGCCGUUGCAAGAGUUGAUGCCGACUACUUUCAAUCUUUCAUCGACUUUGGGGAGCUGAACAAGAACAAGGAGCUGGUGGCUUCACAGGAUGUGGAGGACAACUUCGUGAUCCCGAACCUGGAGGUCGACAGCUGGUUGGGUUUCCAAUUCCACGAGGUGGACAUGGGUUCAGGCGCGCCCUGCGCGUUCAUGCCGUCCUGGAUCCCCAUGGAAGGCCUCGUCAUCUUCGUCCCUGCAGCUUCUCACGGAGCAUUGAAGGGCGGCAUCAACGUCAUAGUCACCCUGUUCAAGGAGCACGCCAAGAUCUUCAAGCAGAUUGCUCAUUCUAUUGAUUAGUUGACGCCCCGAGUUGAGCGAUAUACAUGUCCAUAACAUAUAUUUUGAGCAAUACUACAUACGCGCACAUAAAAGUUUUUGGCUUUCCUUCCCCUAAAAGUUUUUGGCUUUCCUUCCCCUUGUUUCAUGAGAGGCCUUUGUUGAGAUCAAAGCGGCAGUUCUACAAUGAAUUGAAUUGAUCUAUGACUCAUAUUUGUGGGCAUCUUUGAGGC
Nymphaea colorata (pocket water lily) is the source of this 1726-nucleotide messenger RNA. RefSeq names its product tryptamine hydroxycinnamoyltransferase 2-like. The record is from RefSeq and is a predicted model, not a curated record. The transcript is spliced from 2 exons. Gene Ontology annotation, molecular function: acyltransferase activity, transferring groups other than amino-acyl groups. NCBI's taxonomy places the organism in Eukaryota, Viridiplantae, Streptophyta, Magnoliopsida, Nymphaeales, Nymphaeaceae. Bases 228 to 1514 code for a protein of 428 amino acids.